Salvelinus namaycush (lake trout) is the source of this 3020-nucleotide messenger RNA. Its product is annotated as transmembrane and coiled-coil domains protein 1-like. Lineage: Eukaryota; Metazoa; Chordata; Actinopteri; Salmoniformes; Salmonidae. The coding region runs from base 322 to 2229 and encodes 635 amino acids. Gene Ontology annotation, cellular component: endomembrane system. The record is from RefSeq and is a predicted model, not a curated record. The transcript is spliced from 7 exons.
CAUGUGAUAUUCCUAAACAUCACUGGAUACCGUUGACUGAAGAGGAAAGGACAUCCCAGUGAUUUUCCUCAUGUUGACCACCUCCUCCUCCGCAGCCAACCCUGAGCUGUGAGUCAGAAGCGAAGCUGGACGGAUGACGAGCAUGACUUUGAGCCAAUCCGCAGAUGCAUGCAUGCGCACAGGGCCCAGUGCCAUCCCCCCUGCUUCCCGGCUUUGAAGCUGCCUCUGAGAGGGGGUGUGGCGCCGGUACGUAGCUAGACCCUCGCACCCCCAGUGUUGGCCCUGUGACCCUGUGGCUGAGCGUCAGCCUGGCGCACCCUGAUGGAUCAGGCUAGCAGUGAGCAGAGUCCUGAGGAGCCGGAGGUGGGCCGGAGGGCGUCUGAGUCCGAGCACGGCCUGUCCAAAAUCACCCACAAUGCACUGGAAAACAUGGGCGCGCUGGGCCACGGCCUGAAGCAGCUCUUCCAGCCGCAGCGCCGCCGCUCGUCCGUCUCCCCGCACGACGCCGCCACCUCCUUCUCUAUGGGUGGGCCUGCCCCUGAGCCCCCGGACGGUGAGGGGCCAGAGGUUGGGGACUCGCCCGCCCCCGGUCCGGACUCUGACCCCCACGCUACUUCCUCCGCUCCCCCUGCAGCUCUGAGCCGCGUUCUGCAGCAGAUCAGAAGCGCGCCCCCAAUGAUGAAGCGAGGGACCAGCCUGCAGAGCCGCCGCAGCAAGACUGGGGGGACUGGGGACCCCCCCCAGAAAGGCAGCCCCCAGAUCCACCGGAGGAGUACCCAGGAGGUGAUGCUGCUGCAGGCUGGCCGCCCGCGCUCCUCCUCCACCACGGACACGCUCACCAGCCCCGCCCUGGCCGACAUGCUGCUCACAUCCGGGUACCACUCCACUGAGGAGCCUGACCGGCUGGAUCGUCUGGACGGCUCCGGCCCGGCCAUAUCGCCCAACGCUAUUUCCUAUGGAGCAGACAGCUACGGGCUGGACUCAGUGGACAGCACCCCCGACCCCCAGCGCACAAAACAGGCCAUCGCCCAGCUGCAGCAGAAGAUACUCAAGCUCACCGAGCAGAUCAAAAUCGAGCAGAGGGCCAGAGACGACAAUGUGGCAGAGUACCUGAAGCUAGCUAACAACGCAGACAAGCAGCAGAGUGCCCGCAUUAAACAGGUGUUUGAGAAGAAGAACCAGAAAUCAGCCCAGACCAUCCAGCAGCUGCAGAGGAAGUUGGAGCGCUAUCAGCGCAAGCUGAAAGAGGUGGAGCACAACGGGAUCCCCCGUCAGCCCAAAGACGUGCUCCGAGACAUGCACCAAGGCCUCAAGGACGUGGGCGCCAAGGUGACCGGUGGCCUCUCCAGCUUCUCCCACGCCACUCACUCUGCAGCUGGGGCCGUGGUGUCCAAGCCCCGAGAGAUCGCCUCCCUCAUCCGCAACAAGUUUGGCAGCACCGACAACAUUUCGUCCCUGAAGGACUCCCUCGACGAACCCCAGGAGGAUGGUCACGGUCUGGGGGGGGCUUCCAGCCCAAAGUACGGCAGUGAGGACGACUGCUCUAGUGCCAGCUCCGGCUCGGCAGGGGUCAACAGUGUCCCCGGGGGCCCGCCCAGCUCUAAGGGUCUUAACACCCUGGACCCCGGCCAGUCAUUGGGCUUGGACACGCUGCUCCACGAAGUGCAGGAGCUUCGGGACAACCAGGGUCGGCUGGAUGAGUCGUUCAACAGCCUGAAGAGUCACUACCAGAGAGACUACACCAUGAUCAUACAGGCCCUGCAGGAGGAGAGAUACAGGUGUGAGCGUCUGGAGGAGCAGCUCAACGACUUAACAGAGCUCCACCAAAAUGAGAUCCUCAACCUGAAGCAGGAGCUGGCCAGCAUGGAGGAGAAGAUCGCCUAUCAGUCCUACGAGAGAGCUAGAGACAUUCAGGAGGCGUUGGAGGCAUGCCAGACGCGGAUCUCCAAGAUGGAGCUGCAGCAGCAGCAGCAGCAGGUGGUCCAGCUAGAAGGCCUGGAGAACGCCACAGCCCGGACCCUGCUGGGCAAGCUCAUCAACGUGCUGCUAGCUGUCAUGGCCGUGCUCCUAGUGUUCGUCUCCACUGUGGCCAACUGCGUGGUGCCCUUGAUGAAGACGCGUAGCCGCACCUUCUCAACGCUGCUCCUUGUUGUCCUCCUCGCCUUCCUCUGGAGGAACUGGGAGGUCAUCUCCCAGUACUUGGACCGCUUCCUGUUGUCCCCGAGUUGACCUGCAGGGGGGCCUCAAUGAACGACAACAGAGGUGCGGGGCUCUCAUAACAAUCAGGGAUGGCGACGCAGGGCCUGGCGGGACGAGAGGGAACUAACUAACCCAUGCACUGCCUCUGAUGCAACUGUAGUGGCGCCAGGCCAGCCCAGUGGGUGGGGCUUAGUGGACAGGAGGAGGAGCCAGGAUACCUUUCUCUCUCCAAGGAGUGAAUUUGUUUACAGGUGGAAGAUGUUUAUUGCAUUAGAAUUGAUUCAAGUGGUAUUGAAUUUGUUUCUUGAUAUUGCUAUCAUUAAUGCAGGUGAUUGAGGGCUCUCUCGUGGCUGGAUUUGGAUAAUGAACAGCUGGCAUUUUGCUGAUCCACAUGGCUAGUGUCCUCCCCUUUCGCUAUUCCUUUUCUCUUUCUAACCCUAAAAUCUCCCUUUUUCUUACUCCGAUGUUUCUAUUCCUCUGUCUCUCUUCUCAAUCACCCCAGUCUGCUUGUCUUUCUGGGAGGAUUAAUAGACUAACUAUAGUACACUGCUGUGGACAAAAUCUAACUGGAUCAAGCAAUUGAUGGGUUCUCGAGCAGUGUGUUUUAUAUGGACAAGCUGAACGCAAUGAUGGGCCUGAUUGGAUAAGGACGCUGAGUCGGAAUAUGCUCAGCUUGAGAAGCCCUCCCCUAUUGGUCCUGCCCCCUGCAGAGACAAUGAACAUACUUGAAGAGCUGUAAAAAUGCUCAGACUGUGCUUCCGUACUGUUUCUAUUAGUGACAAUAAAAUAGUACUUUUUUAAAAAUAAACAUGCUGUUUUAA